GUGCAGCAGAACACGCUCUGCUUCCCUCUGGGAGUCCAAAAUAGAAAAUAUAGAAGUGGUUGUGGAAUUUCCACACAGACAAGACUGCAACGAGAAAUACAGGCAGGGCUGAGCCGCCGCUGCAACAACACGCCCUCUUCACUUGCGCAAGCCCUCAGAGGAGAGGGCCUGCUUGAGGACGGAGGGCUCUCCUUAAAGCAGGUCUGCUGGCCAUGGGCAACCUGAUAAAGGUAUUGGGCAAAGAUUUAGAAAACUGUCCUCAUUUUUUCCUGGAUUUUGAAAGUAGCACAUGGGGAACCUUCUUAAAGUGUUGACUUAUAACGAGCUUGACCAAGGCCCUAAUUUUUUCCUUGACUUUGAACACGCGCAGCCCACAGAAGCCGAAACAGCUGUGUGGAACCAGGUGAAUGCUGUCCUGGAGGAGGCGCAGACCAUCCUGGCGGAAUUGCAGUCUUACACUGGAGCCGGACAGGAGAUUAGAGAGGCAAUCCAAAACCCCAGCGACUUGCAGCUUCAAGAGAAGGCAUGGAAUGCUGUGUGUCCCCUUGUGGCUAAGCUGAAGCGUUUUUAUGAGUUCUCUCUUAGACUUGAGAAUGCCUUGCGGAGCUUGUUGGAAGCGCUCACCAGCCCGCCUUAUGCCCCCACUCAGCACCUGGAGAGAGAACAAGCGCUCGCCAAGCAGUUUGCGGAAAUCUUACACUUCACCCUCAGUUUCGAUGAGCUCAAGAUGACCAACCCUGCCAUCCAGAAUGAUUUUAGCUACUACAGAAGAACCAUCAGUCGAAACCGAAUCAACAACUUGCAGUUAGAUGCUGAGAGUGAGGUGAACAAUGAAAUGGCCAAUCGGAUGUCCCUGUUCUACGCAGAGGCCACCCCAAUGCUGAAAACUCUAAGCAAUGCCACAACCAAAUUUGUUUCAGAGAACAAAACUCUCCCAAUAGAGGACACGACUGACUGUUUAAGCACCAUGGCCUGCGUCUGCAGGGUAAUGCUGGAAACACCGGAGUAUCGGAGCCGCUUCACCAACACCGAAACUCUCCUUUUCUGCAUGCGAGUGAUGGUGGGGGUCAUCAUCCUCUAUGACCACGUCCACCCUGUAGGGGCUUUCGCCAAGACCUCCAAAAUAGACAUGAAAGGAUGCAUCAAAGUCUUGAAGGACCAGCCUUCCAACAGCACAGAAGGCCUUCUGAAUGCACUGAGGUAUACUACCCGGCACCUCAACGACGACACCACAUCCAAGCAGAUCCGGGCCUUGCUGCAAUGAACGCUUCCUGUAGUCGAGGGGCAGGAGGCAGCUUUUGCCAGAGACCCAGAAGAGAAUUACUCCAUGGAACCUUCAGCAGAAAUUUUAAUGUUGACAUAUUGCUAUAAAUAACCAUUGGCCAUCAUAUUUGUCAUUUUGUAGAAGAAGAAGAAUGGGGGAGAUUUUAAAUAUAUAUAUAUAUAUAUAUAUAUAUAUAUAUAUAAAAACAAAUAAAUAUAUAUAUAUAUAUAUACACACACACACACACAUAUAUAUAUAUAUAUAUAACUAUGACAGGUACUCCAGCCAGCUCAGUGCCAACCUGCCCCAUCUCCCAAGAUAUGCCAUGUUCAACUCUGGCAGAAGUGCAACUCUACCAGAGAAGCACAUGGUCGCCAUGGCUUUUCCUCCUCAGCGUUCCAGUUCCAGGCCCAUCCACACUGAUGUGACGUGUCUCGUUUUCAGCCCUGACAAGCUGCCAGAGUCUGACCAAGCUUCAGGAGGGAAUAAGGGCAGGGUUUUGCCCAAGCUGGGAAGAGGGUGAACUUUUUGUUCAGAAGGUUGAACCACCAUCUUGGAAUCAGGUGGAACGUCUGCUCCUAAACUCUCCAGAGAUGGGUUACCUGAAGUAGCCCAGACUCCAGACAAAGGGGGGACAAAUGAGAAAGAUGGAGUGAUGCUCUCCUGUCUAAGAUGUAAAUAAUGUGUCUGGGAAAUGACUGUUGAUCAGGAAUGAUUAGGAUGGUUGAUGGAGGACGAUGAUGAUGGUGGACAUCAUCAGUAAAAUCUUCAACACUGAUUCCAUUCAAAAUGGCUCAGUCACACCUUUUAGAUUUUUAAUAUAAACAAUUAAAAUCCACUCACCUGUUA
Molecule: messenger RNA, 2113 nt
Organism: Rhineura floridana
Lineage: Eukaryota; Metazoa; Chordata; Lepidosauria; Squamata; Rhineuridae
Product: CYFIP-related Rac1 interactor A-like
Exons: 12
Coding region: 290-1264 (324 amino acids)
Biological process (GO): regulation of actin filament polymerization
Molecular function (GO): small GTPase binding
Source: RefSeq, a predicted model, not a curated record